Symbiodinium sp. CCMP2456 is the source of this 774-nucleotide messenger RNA. The record is from the annotation of a GenBank genome assembly. Lineage: Eukaryota; Dinophyceae; Suessiales; Symbiodiniaceae.
AUGUCGUUGGCCUCUCCAACAGCCCUGCUGUGGCCGACCUCCCGUUCUGCGGAGUCUCGCGCGACGCUGCCCGGUGCCACUUCGCGAGGUCGCCGCUUGCCCAGAGGUGCAGCAGGGUCCAAAUCGAUGGCGAAAAGUCUUGCGCUGUCCCUGCCUCCGCUGCUGCUGGGCUCACGGAGCAGGCCAAGGCGGCGACUUUUAGAAGAAGCAGGUGUGGAGCUCGAAGUGCAGAUCUCCCAGGUCGACGAGAAGUCCCUGGGCGACCGGGCUUCCGGCGAUGCAGAGACGUUGGUUCGCCUGUUGGCCACCGCCAAAGCCGAUGCACUGCUGGCGAGUCUCGACGACCCCUCGCGACGGCUUCUGCUCACUGCAGACCAGGUAGUCACCUAUGAAGGCCAGAUACGCGAGAAGCCCGAGAGCAUGCAAGAGGCACGAGCCUUCCUGGCCUCCUAUGCCCUUGCGCCAUGUCGGACGGUCGGGGCUCUUUGCCUCCACGACCUCUCCUCGCGACAGCGAGUCGUGGGAGUGCAGGUGGCAGACAUUUUCUUCAAGCCAAGCAUCGCCAGCGAGGAUGUUCUCACUGAGCUUGAGAGCGAGAGCGCGCUGCUAGACUGUGCCGGUGCGUUGAUGGUGGAGCACCCGCUGAUAGAGUGCCACGUCGAUCGGGUGGAAGGUGGCUUGGACUCCGUCCAAGGUCUCUCGCUGCCGUUGCUGCGGGACCUUUGGGGGCAGCUCCAGGACGGUGGCGGCCAAGUCUCCAUGAAGAGCCCCUGA